ACAUGACAACUUCAAUAAUGAGCACUCUACUUCUUGCGUCUCUUCUUGCCUUCCUUGCCAUUUCGGCAGAAGCAAGAACCUUAUCAGAUUGGCAAAACAAAAUCUCCAUGAUUACUGACUAUGGAAGGCAUUCAAGAUCACCACCACCACCUCCAAAGUCAUCACCCUCACCCCAUCAACUGACAACCAGUUACGGAAAGACCCUGCUGUCGCCUCCACCGCCACCGAAUCCAUCAUCAUCACUAGACCAACUGACAGAAACUGGAGUUCCUUGCAUUGCAGGAAGUACUCCAUGCAAAAGGGUCAUCACAAUGGUAACUGAUUAUGGAAAGAGGCCGACACCAAGUGCCCCUCCAACUCCGAAGCCAUCACCAUCGGAGCAUCAAGCGAGUGUCGAGCAAUUGUUACAUAAAAUAUCUUCUCAGAAUUGUUAUGCAGCUUCAUCUUGACUCAAGAGUGAUUCAGUGGUUGUGAUAAUAGGGUUGUGCAUGAGGCCAUUUGUGUAACAGUAGCUAGUUAAGUUUGACGGUAAGAGUCGAUAAGAAUGGGAUUCAUAUAAAUCUUGAAAAAUUUAUUUGACUCU
Pistacia vera is the source of this 583-nucleotide messenger RNA. Its product is annotated as hydroxyproline-rich systemin-like. The transcript is spliced from 2 exons. Bases 3 to 449 code for a protein of 148 amino acids. The record is from RefSeq and is a predicted model, not a curated record. Lineage: Eukaryota; Viridiplantae; Streptophyta; Magnoliopsida; Sapindales; Anacardiaceae.